GGCGCCACGAGGACGCUCCCCGGCCAGGGGCGGCAGAGGCCAGGACAGCGGGUGGCUUCUUCCCUCCCUCGCGGGAAGCUCGCCCUGCGGGCGCGGCCUGCGCCAGGGGCAGGCCCAACCUCCCUUCCCGUUUGCUUGGGCUCUUCUGGUCUCUGCUGGCACUUGGACUUUUUAUGAUUCUUUAAGACUAGAAGCAACUGCAAAGUUCAGUCUGGCCCUGUUACCUUGGUUUAUAGAAGCAGUAACCACAGCUCAGAGAUGUGUUUUGAUGUGUCCAAAGUCGCACGGCUUUUGUAUAGUACAUUCUUUGAUGUUGAAAACCCCUGUUUAGCGAUAUUUGGCCUCAAGACUAGAGAACUUAAGAGCUUUGGCUUUAGAAUCUGACCGAAAUUCCCCUGCCCUGACUAGUUUUGUGACCUUGAGUGCUUUACAUUACUGGUCACAUAAAACACAAAUAGUAAUACCUCACCGGAUAUUGUGAUGUUUAACAUGUAUACCAUCAAGGUACAUAGGAAACAAGAAAUGGUAGCUGCUCAUCAUAGUGUUGUUCAGCUGUUAUCUGUGCAGUGCUCUCGAGAUCCUGGCACAGAAGGGGAAGUCGAGAGUUCUAACUCCAGAACUGCUACUAAUUUGCGAUGAGCUUAACAUUUCAUUCCACCACGCCCCCCCCAACCAAAAUCCUUUAAAAAGAUUUCCUAGAAUCACUGCCCACCAAUUUCUCUUCAUCUCAUCAGCCACCUCUGAUUGCAAGGGAGGCAACCAAAUGUGGUCUUUUAGCUGCGCACCCCCUCCAAUAAAAUCAGGGUUCUCUGUCUAAAGAUGAAGGCAAUUAUCAGAUUUUGCCGCAGCUGCCAACUCGGGAAUCUUGGCGAAUCACCAACUAUACACCAGUUUUAAUUGAACAUUUGUUGAGUGUUUACUAUGUUAGGCAGUGUUAAAAGUGCUUUAACUGCUUUAUCUUAUUUAAGACCCAUAGUGGCGGCGGGGGCAGGGGGCGCAGUUAGGUAGCAUUUAUAAACCCAUUUUACAGAUGAGGAAAUGAAGGCUUAGUAGUAAGAAAAGUGAUCAGUAUAUAACGACAAAAAAGUGAGCCACGAAUCUGUCUAAGGAGGGUUUGAGCAUGGCACAGCCAGAACUUGAGAUCUAGUCCAGCCAUUACAUUCAGCCACUCACUUGUGGAAUUACCAUGGUCCAAGCACAUAAUCUUUACGAACCAUAGUUUUCUCAUCGGUAAAACGAAGGUGUUCAAUUGCUGGAUGGUUUCCAAUAUUUUCCUCACCAUUUUAUUUGGCUUAGUGAACCCAGUGUUUUUCAAGUUUUUGUGUUACCAGAUUGUGUUUAACAGUUCACUUCUCUAUUUUUUUAAUGAAAGGCAUACGUAAAUGCCUAUCAGAGCCUCUGUUCUGCCUGAGACAUGCAUGAUACUCACUCGGUUGAUAAAAUUCUAGCUCGCAACUGAAAAAAAAGGCAGUUUCCUUUUAGCAAUGCUUGCCAUUCCAGAUAGGCUUUACAACAUGGAUUACAAAGCAUCCUGGACCAGUGGUGUGCCAAUGACACUGUUCUGGAACCUCUGGUUUACACUAAGUCUAAAUUAGAACCAUUGCUGCUGUAAAAGUCUUAGUGUUAAUGAGGAAACUUGAGAUCAAAUAACUAGUACUUCCUUUCAUAAAACGGGGCCAAUCUAUAAGGUGAGAGGCUUGGAUUAUUCCUGUUCUAAAUUUCCAUCUGGAACACACACACACACACACACACACACACACACACACCACUCCCCCACCCACCACCCACCCCCUGCCAUGGAAUGGAGAACAUCUAGACCAAAGCCAGCUUUCUGUCACCCUAUUGGAAGAAAAGCAGAAGCAGUUGAAACACAGGAGGGGCAGGUAGUUGUCUUGCUGAGAGGAAGAAAUUUCAAGCCAAGAGUCACCCGCAGUUUGCAACCAGCGGUUCCAAGGUGUAAAGCUUUGAAGGAAAUGGAUUUAAUUAAAACUUCUGCUUCAGACUGUUACUGCUACAAUCAAAAUUCCCAAAUGGACUGGAAAAACAUAUGGUCAACUGUGCAGGUGAAAGUUACCAGUUCAGCCCUGCUAAGUAUUGUAUAUAUCACAGAAAGACAUAAUUGCCAGUAUCCGGAAACCAUGCUAUCUAUUUUCAAAUGCGUGAUUCAUAAGUUUUGGACUCCAAAGAAGUCUAAUGAAAUUACCAUAAUCAUCAAUCCAUAUGGAGAGACUGUGUGCUUUUCUGUGAAGCCUAUUGGGAAUUAUACAAUACACGUGAAUCAAAACAUUGUAGAUUUCAAACUCUUCCUUGUAUUUGUGGCAGGCAUUUUCCUCUUCUUUUAUGCAAAGACCUUGAGUCAAAGCCCUGCUUUCUUUUACUCUUCAGGGACUGUGCUAGGUAUUCUAAUGACAUUAGUCUUUGUCCUGCUGCUGGUGAAAAGGUUCAUUCCUAAGUAUAGCACCUUUUGGGCUUUAAUGGUUGGUUGUUGGUUUACUUCAGUUUAUGUGGUGUGCCAAUUGAUGGACGAUCUGAAGUGGCUGUGGUAUGAAAACAGAAUGUAUAUAUUAGGCUAUGUCUUGAUAGUUGGGUUUCUCAGCUUUACUGUUUGUUACAAACAUGGGCCCCUUGUUGAUGAGAGGAACAGAAGUCUUCUGAAGUGGACACUGCAGCUCUUUUCCUUAUUUCUGAUCUACUCUGGUGUCAGCGUGCCCCAGUUUGCAUACGCAUUUAUUCUCCUCAUCCCGUUGUCCAGGAGUCUGCACUAUCCAAUGAAAGCGUUCAGUCAUAUGAGGUGGAAAAUGAAGAAAUGGUUUACGUCAGAAAAACUGGCAGUUACAUAUCUCACUGAAGAUGAAUACAGGGAACAAACUGAAGCUGAAACAACCAGUGCUCUGGAGGAGCUGCGCCAAGCCUGCCGCAGACCCGACUUCCCAUCGUGGCUGGCCAUCUCCAGACUGCAGACUCCUAAAAAGUUUGCAGACUUUGUUCUUGGAGGAAGCCACUUGUCGCCUGAAGAAAUUAGCCUUCAUGAAGAACAAUACGGCCUUGGGGGUGCCUUCCUGGAAGAGCAGCUCUUUAAUCUGAGGACUCUGCCUGACGGUCUCCCUGCACAUUGACUUCAUUCUGGACAAGGAAGUGGGUGAAGGGCAAGGAUCCUAUUAAGGUCGUUCUAGGGAACAGCGGCAAAAGCAUUUGCUAUGGAGAAAAAGCAGGUCACAAUGGAAAGGAAAACUAAACUAUAUUGAAGAUAACUGAUCAUUCUUGGCCAGUUCUGCUAUUUAUUGCACUGUAGGUGGCCACAGUCAUUACAUUCUAUGACAGUCAUUGCAACUUUCUUUGAAUGAAGACUUUCAUUAGCAACAAAGGAACUGGGUUGAUUUUCAAGGGGCCAGUAAGGGACCAAGAAGCAUGAUUAGGUGCCUUGUCAACACCGGGGCAUUAAAUCCUCUUUCUUUCUCUCUCUCUCUCUCUCUCUCUCUCUCUCUCUCUCUCUCUCUCUCUCAAAUUUAUUAUGGUGGUUAAAGAAAUCCAAUAAGUUUCAAGUGUACAAUUCAAC
Pteropus alecto (black flying fox) is the source of this 3556-nucleotide messenger RNA. RefSeq names its product nuclear envelope integral membrane protein 2 (gene NEMP2). NCBI's taxonomy places the organism in Eukaryota, Metazoa, Chordata, Mammalia, Chiroptera, Pteropodidae. Gene Ontology annotation, cellular component: nuclear envelope. The transcript is spliced from 9 exons. The record is from RefSeq and is a predicted model, not a curated record. Bases 1797 to 3116 code for a protein of 439 amino acids.